AUGAAUAUGUUCGCCUUUACUGGUGACAGUUAUCAGCAAACCAUCCACUCAAUCCAGGACAGUCCAGUCCAGGCUCUACAAGGAGACGGCGUGACUCUCUCCUGCAACUACUCCUCAGCAACAAACCUCUUCUGGUAUCGGCAGUACCCCAGCUCACCUCCCCAGUUCCUUAUCAAAGAUUACAUGGAGCUAUCUGGAUUUACCUUGAAAAAGGACAGUGAAAAACAAAAAAUGUUCCAUCUGGAGAUCUCCGCUGCUGAAGUGACAGACUCUGCUCUGUACUACUGUGCUGUAACAGGUGUUUAUAGUGAGGUUCUCACUCCUGUCAAAAAGGAAGAGAACGGUUUAGAAGGUACGACCGUUACUCUGUCUUACAGGCUCUCUAGAGAUGCUACUCCUGGCGAUGAUUUAUUCUGGUACCAUCAGCAUUCCGGAGAACCUCCAGAGUUCCUGCUGUACAUCUCAGGGCUUGGUAUCAUCAGGACAGCUGAGUCUCUUGGUUCAGACAAAAGGUUUUCUAUUGAACUGACUGAAGAGAAGACUGGAGUGGAUCUGAAGAUCUCCUCUGCUGCAGUGACAGACUCUGCUCUGUACUACUGUGCUCUGAGGCCCACAGUGACAGGAAACACAGACUCCCUGUCCAAACACCUGCCGAGCGUAAAACACACUUCCCUCUCCCCCUGAAUCCAGUGCACAGACAUUACUAACUAACCCUAACUCAUCAGAACCUCAUAA
Gadus macrocephalus (Pacific cod) is the source of this 735-nucleotide messenger RNA. RefSeq lists its product as uncharacterized. The coding region runs from base 1 to 684 and encodes 227 amino acids. Lineage: Eukaryota; Metazoa; Chordata; Actinopteri; Gadiformes; Gadidae. The transcript has 3 exons. The record is from RefSeq and is a predicted model, not a curated record.